AUGUCGAAGUUGAGGAAUCAAAACCCAAGAUCAGAACAGGAACAGGAACAGGAACAGGAACAAAGCCCUCUGCUUAUCGCAGAUCAAACCCACCAACACCAACAGCAAGAAAAUCAAGAACAUCGCGGUGAAGAUGAUCAUGACACCCAUUUGGAUAAAACCCUUCAACGCUUAGACUCAUUACUCACUCUGCUGGGCUUCAACCAAUCCUCUGUUUUCAGCUUUGGGCUUUCUUGUGUCGUGUUUCUGCUGAUUGGGGUGUCUCUUCCUGUCGUUGUACUUGUGUUAUCCGAUUGCUCGAAUUGUGAAGAGUAUCAAAUUAAAGCAUUUGAGAUAGAUGUUGUUGUUUCACAGGCUUUUUUGGCUGCUGCGUCUCUGCUUUGCCUUUCACACAAUCUGCGAAAGUAUGGUAUCAGGAAAUUUCUAUUUGUCGAUCGGUACAGUGGCCAUGUUGAGCGGUUUGCUAACGAAUACAAUCAGAAAAUUUGUGUGAGUUGUAUUGAAUACUCUUUAUUUUCCCCCUAUUGGAAAGAAACACAAUGUAUAAGACAUGAUGUUUUGGAGAUGGUGUCUGGGGAGUACUCACAGGAUUCUGUCCGCUUACUUGUAUUGUGGAUAGUGCCUUGUUUCAUUAUGAAGACUGCACGCGAAAUCAUCCGCAUGCUCUAUGUACAGCAUGAGUCUUGGUGGCAUUCUGUUGCUAUUUUACUGGCUUUGGUUGUGUCAUGGACUUAUGUUACUGCAAUCUUUCUAUCAGCUUGCAUAUUGUUCCAUUUGGUUUGCAAUUUGCAAAUUAUCCACUUUGAUGACUACGGGAAGCUUUUGGAAAGAGAAUCUGAUGUUUUGGUACUUAUUCAAGAGCAUGUUCGUCUGCGGUAUUAUCUCUCGAAAAUAAGCCACAGAUUCCGUAUUUAUCUUCUUCUGGAGUUCUUGAUUGUCACGACAAGCCUGUUUGUGAUUCUAUUUCAAACAACGGUAUAUGUAGGACCUAUUACUUACAUAAAUGGUGGUGAUUUUGUGGUCUCCUCUGUUGUUCAGGUUGUGGGGAUACUUCUUUGCCUGAAUGCUGCUGCAAAAAUUUCCCAUAGAGCCCAAGGCAUUGCAUCACUAGCAAGCAGAUGGCAUGCAUUUGUAACAUGCAGCUCCAGUGAUACAUCUCAGUUGUUAGCUUCACAUAGUAUGGAAAACAUGGAGGCUUUGUUGCAUAUGAACAACUCUGAAAAUGAUUUGGAGUCUUUAAAUUUCGCAGCAGUGCCUACGAAUACACAAUUGGCUUCUUAUAUGUCGUCAUACCACAAGAGACAAGCCCUGGUGAUGUAUUUGCAGACCAAUCCUGGGGGAAUAACGAUAUUCGGAUGGACGGUCGAUCGAGGUCUAAUAAAUACAAUCUUCUUCAUUGAACUCUCACUGGUUCUAUUUGUGUUCGGGAAAACUGUAGUUUUUGCUUCAGAAUGA
Ilex paraguariensis (yerba mate) is the source of this 1455-nucleotide messenger RNA. NCBI's taxonomy places the organism in Eukaryota, Viridiplantae, Streptophyta, Magnoliopsida, Aquifoliales, Aquifoliaceae. The record is from the annotation of a GenBank genome assembly.